GCUUAUAUAAACGGGUGGCAGACGCUUCGCUUUCACAGAGCCGUAUCCACCGUCGCUGGACGACACACCACCGUCACGCGAACGUUCCUCUCUGCUUCCGUCAGCUGCCACCCCCGGCUUCCGUCAGCGUCAAGAUGCAGCCUAAAGUAACGGUCCUGUGCACGCUGCUGGCGUUCGUAAUUGUCAUCGCGGUUUCAAGCCUCACAGUGGACGCGAUACCGCAUAGCCAUGAAAGUUACUGGGAUCAGCAAGAUGACAUAGACCGGGACGAGUUCCUUGAGUUACUCUCUCGCCUUAGUCGCACCGUAAUGAGCCAUCCUGAGAUGGAAAACACCAAGCGAGGAUUGGAUUUAGGUAUCAGUCGCGGAUUCAGCGGUUCUCAAGCGGCGAAACAUUUGAUGGGACUCGCAGCAGCGAAUUACGCCGGCGGUCCCGGACGGAGGCGUCGCUCGGAACAGGCGUAGAUGGCAGACACAAUCGCCGAUGCAGAGAUUACUAAUCCGUAAUAUCACUUUCGACUCGACCCUAUUACCACUUUGUCUUUACCUCGAGCUUGAAGCUGAUGUGAAAAUUCGCCGUUACCAGUGGUGUAACUAGGCGGGCGUUUGCGCGCUCGAGAGAUAUUCGACCAUUAAUUCCAUUUAGACUUACACUGCAGGGGGAGUGUAUAUUGUAGUAUACAUCUUUGUCUCCUCGAAUCGUAAAUAAUAAGCAAGCUCUCAUCGCGCGAGCUCAAAGAUUACGAUUCUAAUAAGUCGUUUAAAUGUUGUUACACGCGUUACUAGUAUCGAUCGAGUUUUAUCUAUAAUCUAAUCUAAUCUUCAUCUCCCUCUCCCUCCCUCCCCCUCCCCCUGUAGCCUUUGCACUCGAAAUUCUUCGCGCACCUCAGUUAACUAGUUACACCACUAAUCGUGUCCGCUGAAUUGCGUUCGCUGCUGAAUUGUAAACUUUGUUCGAGACGUAAAUAUUUUUGUGGUGACGCUAUUUGGAGAGGUGAUCGAUGGAUCUCAUGUAAGCUAAAGUUCAUCUCACAUGGAAAUAUAUACGUUUCAAUCGGCAUGAGUUUUGGAAUAUUAAAGAGACAGAUCAUUUUAAUUGCGCGCAGACCCAGCCGGAGAACACAGUUGUAUCAAUUAAUAAAUGACAUGCCAUAAAGAAUGUCACAGAUUGAUUUAGAUCGAGCCCAGCUGCGGCUUACUCACACACACAACCGUAUCGUCAAAAUCGGAAUUUCGCAAUAAUUUUGUGGAUUAACGUAAGUCGGGUAUAAUUGGCUUUCGCAAUUGAAAUUCUGCGCCUUUUGUUAUCCGACCAACGAGAAAAAAAUUCACAACCACGGAACGGUGAGAAACGUUUCUAAGUAUGUCACUGUUGCGUCUACUGUCAAAAUUGAUCUUCCAUCUGAAUUACGUUGCGCGCGCGAAUCCUGUGCAGGGAUUAGCAACUUUAUCCAUCCCACGAGAUAAAUGAAGAGGAUAUGGACGCGGCGUUUCGCUGAUACGACGGGCUUCUACAAGUCGUAUGCGAAUCGAUGACGCUCCACUUCCGGACUGGAUUUAUUCCAUCAGUCAUUACUAUCUGCAAUUGAAAUCGUAUACAUACUAGCUCGUCCUACGUUUCCCCGAGCGAAUUGAGCGGCAGAGUUUUCUCUCCCUAAUCCCUUACGCUCGCGGAAUAAUUUUUUUUAUGCUCUAAAAACGCUCGCUUCGUUAUACUUUUAUAUUUCGACGUAUUGUACGAUCACCGUUCGCUCCCGUUCCCAAUCUCGUCCCCUUCUCCUCCUCUUUUCCGAUUUUCUUAGUGAAUCUUGUAAAAAAAAAGAAUCGUUGUACUUAAUAUACGAUAAUUGUAUAAUCGGUGUUGCCGCUCGUUAGGUCAGGCAUGCUUAAAAUUCCUCGUCACGUCGACGAGUACGACUUGCGAAUUUCUCGUCUCGUCGACAAGAAAGAUCGUAAUUUCGCGCGUUGUGAAUUAGAAUAGCGCGAGGAAUAUCGUAUACUGGUUUCGAACGAUCGUGUAUUCCUAUUUUCUUUCCUUUCUUUUCUUUUAUUUCAAAAAUAGAAAGCUCCUCACAAAGCUUAUCGCUUGAAACUGGUUUUGAGAAUUCUAUUACUUUAGAUCACCUGGUUUUACUGACUUCGACGUCUCAUCUCUAAGCCUGUAAUACGUUACUUGCAUAGAAAACUAAAAAUACCGUGUAAAAGUGCGACGUAGAAUUAGUGAGAUUUUUCGGCUUUUUUCGUGUUACAGAUUAUCUCGUUAGAUUUAGUCCGUAAACAUCAGGAGUGCGCAACGUCCUACUUUAAUUCGUCUCGAGAUUCAAGCAAGCUGCGAAGCGAUACAUGUUAUAUUGGUUACAUUUUUUUUUUACAUAUUCGCGCAUCACUGCAUCGCGGAGACACUGUAGACAAACAAUAAAUCGUAAAAGCACCAUACACGCCACUUACCACUUUUUCAAUUUAACCCGAUUAAUUAAUUAAAAUGAUACAGCGUUCUUUGUAAUCCCAAACACCGCGAACGAACUGGCCGCAUCGAUAUCAUCGAUGUGGAACGAAUUCUAUACGCAGUGAGAGCUGAUUUAUUUUAGUUUUAAGCCAAGUACGACCCACUUCAAUAUCUCACUAUCUCAGUUGCGCAUUCCUGUCCACAGGUGGUAACCAAAGUACGCGACAAGUGUUGAUAAUACAUUUCUCAUUAUAACUAAGAUGAUAACGCGCGAUAUAAUAAAAGAAACUCGAAGCAACGACACGUUAAGCUGAGUAAACCAAGCGAGAUUCCAUUUUUUUUGAAAGAUUCAGAUAAUCGGAAGUUUCUAUAUAUCCCAUAUAUUUUAAAUAUUGUCUUAGAAAUAAUACACAGCGAUAAUUAAUUUAAAUACGAUUGUGAUUGAGUGCCAAGGUUCAGUUCAAUUGUCUUCUUAUUCAAGAAACACGUACGUUUCGAAACGAAAAUGCACGGCCUGUAAAAUAAUAUAUUAGCUAAUAAAUAGUUUAACAGCUGCAAAUGAGCGAAAUGACAUUUAUUCUAACAUUUCGCCUGGUAUACGACUUAACAGCAUAUUGCUUCGAAUCUUCAUACGAUAAUCGUAUCGUCCGACGGACGGAGGUGCGAAUUUUAUUUCCUCAUAAAAUUAUUUAAUACUUUACAGAUGUAUAUACGAAUGUCCACGGACGAAGCGACUCGUUUGAUUGUGAUCGCAAAGUCCUGUUUGGUUAUCACCUAUAAUCAAAGCGAAGCGCGUGAAGUCGAGACCUGUCGUUUCUGUGUAUUAUAAAGAGAUUUAUUGCCUCUAGUGGAAACUGAUCGUAAAUAAAAGUUACCUACUUUAACCCA
Messenger RNA from Dinoponera quadriceps, 3333 nucleotides. It is a transcript of the gene Dh31, whose product is annotated as diuretic hormone class 2. NCBI's taxonomy places the organism in Eukaryota, Metazoa, Arthropoda, Insecta, Hymenoptera, Formicidae. Gene Ontology annotation, biological process: body fluid secretion. Gene Ontology annotation, molecular function: G protein-coupled receptor binding; diuretic hormone activity. The record is from RefSeq and is a predicted model, not a curated record. The transcript is spliced from 4 exons. The coding region runs from base 135 to 464 and encodes 109 amino acids.